AUGGAUGUCUUCGUGCAAAAUCUAUUCAAUGGCAUUGACAUACCCGAUGAUAUUUCGGAAAUUGGCAAAAUUAAUAAUGCUGCACCCAAACAUGAAAAUAAUGCGACACCAGAUGUGAACAUUCACGUGCAACAGCAGACACCGUGCCAACAAACGCAAACUCAGGACAAUGCAAACGCAUGCCAGACGCAGAAGAGGGUUCCUGUCAUAACUGCAGGACUCUCUGCCGUCACGCAUGACGGCGGGUUCGCCAGACCCACUAAACGGCCAGUAUUCGACGUCAAGGCGCCCUUUAUCGCACCAAAACCUUGUCAAACACCAUCACAGCCUGAGGCAGUGCCACCAAAGCGACCGGUUGAGGAACCUACGAAAACUAAACGCGAAGAAACUCGCACUUCAUCAGCCAAUAGUAGAAAGUUACAGCAUACUGUCAAGAAGACCAUCGCAGAGCGAUUUCCAUUGAGGGGGCCUGCAGGAAUACGUUCCUACCGCAAUCUCGCUCUACGGGGAAUCGUCCAAGAACUCUGCUGGGAGAGAGAAGCACGCUUGGGUAAAGGCCCUUGCUAUGCUAGACGCAAACAGAAGUAUGCAGAUUUUCCGCAGCAUUUCUCCGUUAGCGAGUACGUAACGAAGAAAUACAACAUCAAGUGGAUCAUAAACGAGGCUGCCAUACGCCACGUUGGAUUCAAAAUGGACUGGCUGGUGGUAUUCGUACUUUCUCAGCGUACGCUGGGUUUACAGGUCAUGUUUGCAUUCAUGGACAAAACUGGUCAAAUGCUUGGAUGCAUGAACGAGGAACUGCAUUUGAAACUAAAAACCCUGGAACCGGGGUGCGCACUCAUACUAAAAAACGUAAGCCGCAAUGGGGAGGUCUGA
This is a messenger RNA of Babesia ovata, 876 nucleotides long. RefSeq names its product cellulose synthase, putative. The record is from RefSeq and is a predicted model, not a curated record. The coding region runs from base 1 to 876 and encodes 291 amino acids. The transcript has 3 exons. Lineage: Eukaryota; Apicomplexa; Aconoidasida; Piroplasmida; Babesiidae.